UAAUCGCAGUGGGCCUUUAACUAUGCCUGCUUUUCUUUAGGUUUCUUAAAAGAUCCAUAAAAGGGAAACACUGACCUUUAAGUGAAGGUAUCAGACAUUUAAACUGAGCCAAAUUUCAACUUCAUUAGAGAAAUGAAUACAUUUCAUUUUUAAUGCUUCUUUUUUUGGCUUACUGGAAAAAACUGCAGUUUAGAGCAAGUUUAGGAGCAUUUCAUUGAUAAAAAUACAUCUUCUAUCUGUGUAAAACUGAGGAGUACAGGAUGGAUUUCGUUUCUCAGAAUCAACAGUAAACACGGCAAACAUGCAGGCACAGAUAAAUGAGUCUGUUUUUAGGAAAGCACCAGUGUUUCAACAUGUGAGAGGGUGAACUGCUGAACCCGUGCAAAAGGCUUCAUGGAGGAGGGAAACCAACUCCAGCUCAUCCAUUUGUUCUGUAACUGAGAGUGGAGCCAGUGCAUGUGCUACCACAGCAGCCUGCUGCACCAUGUGGGCGUUUGAUAUGUUGUGUGGGAGGAGGUAGGUGAGGGCAAUGAAGGAAUCAGAAGUCAGGUGCUCCCUCAAAGACCCACUCGGCUUCUGAACGUGAGUUUGCUUGGGUAGCAGCUCCUCAUUUGCCUCCCAUGUGUGCUGUAAGCACAGCACACACGCCUAUUUGUAUGAGUUUUUUUGUUAUUGUUCUUUUCAAAUUGUCCUCCGGAAGUCUUUGUUUGACAGACCACACACCCACCCAGCUUGCUCCCUCCCUCCACGCUCUCCUCUCUGCCUCACCACUUCCAGCCUGCAUCUCGUUUCUCAUUUGCAUUUCUUCCGCUUCCUUGUGACGAGCGAGAGGUCGUGUUCUAAAACUCAGAGCAGCUCAGGCUGGUGAGGAACAGCCUCGGCAGAGGGGGCUCUCACCACAGUUGUGUCACUGAUCUGAGAGCACUGAGACCGGUAAUAGAGUCUCUGGUUCAUCGCAACGGCAGCAGUUACCAUGGAGACUAGCAAGCCGACAUUGGCAAGUCUUCCAGUGCAUAUCAGCUCUGUCGCAACUCAGGCAGAGAAAAGGAUGGCUGUCCAGGCUCCAUUGACUGCACUGUACAUACACCCAGUGCCUGCUUUGCCGCUGCAGCCUUACCCCCAGCCUCCUGCCGCUACAAGCAGGGCAGCGGGAGCAGCUCUCCAUCUGGCUGUGCCACCACUCACCCCUAAAGACAAACUUCCCUUUUUGACUCUGCACAUUGCCAGUGGGCUGCAGCCUCAGCCUGCACAAAAUCCUGCUUCUCCUGCUGCAGCCAGACCCAAAUCGGCAGGAAAGCAUGUGUGCCCCCACUGCGGACGGGACUGCAUGAAACCCAGCGUCUUGGAGAAGCACCUCCGUUGCCACACGGGGGAGCGACCUUACCCCUGUACCACCUGUGGAGUUUCUUUUAAGACUCAGAGCAACCUGUACAAACACAAACGAACCCAGGCCCAUGCCCGGCUCUCCUCUGAGUCAGAGCACAGCAGCUUGGACAGCUCCAGAGAGACUUGCACCUCCAGUUUGUCUCUCGAUGAGCGUGAAGAAGAGUCAGCCAGCAUGGAGAAAAACAUCUCUCCCCCUGUGACUGAGAUCUCCACCCCAGCAAGUAGCGCUCAGGUUAGCUCUGUACACAUCCAAGGUGUAAGUGAACACAAAGAACAAAAUACAAAACCUGAGGAAAAGGCUAAGCAAAAGAUGCCAAGUAUAGAUCCACACCUGACCAGACAUCUUCCCCUUCAGAGACAAGAGGCCAUGCUGCUUUCUGAGCGCUGGGAGCGCUCGGUCUCGAAGGGCAAAUCCCAGAGUCAUGAGAGCACAGACUCUGGCUUCAGUGAGAGCAGCGAUCACUAUCCAAGCCCGAGGAGUAGUUUAACAGACCACAGCAUGGACUCCCUCAGCAGGUCUUUCAAGGAGAGCAUGGAGGAAACCACUAGCCAAACACUGCUGACUUCAGAAAGAGGAGAACAGGAGCCUAAAGCUACAAGAAGAGAGCAGGAGCAAAAGAUUCUAGAGGAGCGGAUUUCCAAGCUGAUCUCUGAGAACACAGCUGUUGUGGAGGACAAACAGCUAGCGCAUGUGAGGCCCAGGAAGACAGUUUUGUCCAAGCAGGGCAGCAUUGACCUCCCCAUGCCGUACACCUACAAGGACUCUUUCCACUUUGAUAUGAAGAUUAAUGCGUCUCAGAAAGCUGGGCUUUUACAAAAACACAACAGGGCCGGAUUGUAUGGUUCUGUUCCCACUCAGAGUGCCUCCUCUGUGGAUCAUGCCCGCGUAACACGCAGCAACUCCCUGCCUUUCAGCGUUACCCUCCUGCAGCCGGAGACAGGCGGUCCGUCCCCCUCCCAUCACAGUGAUUACAUAAGUCUCGCUCGCAGGGGAAGCUCUGGCCAGAUCAAUCCAACAGGUUUGGCAACAAAGCCUGUGAACCAGCACUCAUCCACCCACCGCACACUAGUCCGGCAAACAGCCGUAGACUGCAACCACGCAACAGACGCUCUCCUCACAAGUUCAGCUGUGGAGGAGGCGUGCGCCGGCGCCCUCAGCUGCGAUGGAGAUGCUGCUGAGGUAAACAGCAGAAAGUUCCGGAGGAAGAAAGCACAGAAGUUCGCAUAUAACAAGUGGUACAUGUACGGAGGAGGAACAUUUAAAAAGCUCUACAGUGCAGAGCAAUGUGGAGAUAGCAGUCCUUCAAAAAGCAGGAAGUGCUCCACAAACCCAGACAACGAAGCUCUCCACUGUUUACAGAAAAGCGCGUCUGUGUUGGCAACAGAAUCUGUGAUAAACUUCACAGACAGCAAGGGAACCUCCAUUAGGCUUCCGCUGGCUUCCUCUUUGGAUUUUAGUCAACAAACAAGUCCACUAGAUUCUCAACCCAAGAGAAACGUGUCGUGGUUACCAGGGACACCACCAAUGAAUGGAUCUUUGGUCAACCCAAACACAGGAGCUGGGAGGCAGAUGGAUGCUGGACCACAACUUGACUCCACAUCACAACUCUUUGCUCCCCAAAACCCCUCUGACAGGAAGAAGCAAAGAACAGAAGUAAAAACAGUUUUACCCAUGGAUGUGGAGGGUGACCCCAAAAGCAGCACCUCUGCCCCGGACACCAGAACAGUUCUUCUGAAAAACACCAAUCAAGAAAACCCAGAACUUUUUAGGAUGAGGGGAGCUCUCCUGGUGCCAUCUACGGGCAAUUCUCACGCACCGCUGGUGGGAACCUCAGGAGCCACACCCAUCCCGUCUGUUGUAAGAAGCAGCUUCCUGCCCAAGUACCAACUCAAGUUACCCAACGUUUCUGAUUCCAGUACCUCACAGCCAGUGGAGGAGGAAUCCAAAGCAAUGGAGGACUGCAGUCCCAAUUCUGCUCCGGCGCCAAAUAACAAAUCCUCAGUUGCAAAGAGCGACAGUAUUGUUUCAUUUCAAAGCUGUGAUGCCAGCAGAACACUCUUCUCUUUACCAGACCGGCAUGCCUGGCCUGGCACAGUUACAGCUCUCUGUCAGGCUUCAUGUCUCACAAACAGUUCACUGUGCAGCCUGCCUGCUGUGCACAGGCAGUUUGCAGCGACCACGAUAACCACGAGCUGUCUCAAGGAUUAUCAAAGAGGAUUGAGCUGCAGUUUGAGUCAUUCUUUGAAAUCUGCUGCGGUGUCUGCAGCGUCACCCUUACCUCUCACACCUGCACCUGCAAGCUUGUCUUCUACCGCAGCCACCCAUCAAACGUCAGCAGCUGUCAUCACAGCUCAUCUCAGUCCUCCACCAACUCACAGACCACCAUCUGACAGCCAUGGCAAGCUGGCAAACUUUGAAUCAAACUCUCCAGCUGCGCCCUAUCUCUUAGCACCUUCUGCCCACGCCCAGCCAGCUCCGAACAUAUUUCACAUGCACACAGCAGACCUGCAGAUCUGUCUUCAAAUCAUCUCUGACGAGCAGCUGGCUCUCAUUGAACACCAAAUUGAGCGUCCAGCAGAUGUUGGUGUGCCACAAAGGCAAAAAGCUUCCGGGCCAAACUCUGUUGAGGGUGAAGCUCGAGGCCUUGUCGCAAUAGAAAACAGAAAUGAAGAGGGGAACCACAAACCCCAUCAAAAGAGAGGAGAACGCUUGAUGACACCUCACAUGGAGACAAAAUCAUCUCAACAGUCAACCAUAUCUGUAAAAGCAGGCCUGGACCUGACGGAGCAGGAGAACACCACUCAGGGUUCAGCUUCGGCAGCAUCUCCACACAAAUACAAUGCUUUGAAGAGAAUCACAGGGAUCUUUGCUGGCUCACCAACUCCUGCUUCACCCACAAGAGGACAGUCAAGAGGCGGCCAAAGCUUAGAGGAAAAACAAGCCUUUUCUUUGACAUAUUCUGCUGAAAAGCAGCUUUUAUGGAGGGUUGGUGAAAGCCUUGCAGUCACACAAAGUCCUUCAAAACAACAUGAGAACAAAGGGAUUUCUCUUCUUAACAACUCUGUGAACCACAACAGAAUGACAGGGGUAGUUCUGGGGGAGGAAAACCAUCACAAACCUCAAAAUCCAGGAACCCCAUGUCUCCAUGAAACAAUAAAAUCCAGCAGUGAAGCUUUGGGCUUUGCAAGCAGGUUAGAAAGUGGAGAUCGCCUCAGUCAGGGUGGAAGACAGCUAAACCCUCAGAGGUCUGUCAGCAGCCAUCAGUCAUCACACACAGAUCAGAGUUCACAGAGGGAUGCAAACAUCCAUCACCUCAGACUGACAGACAGAUCCUCACCUUCACUGCAGCUCACUGCUCCAGGAUCAGAAGAGGCAGUCAAUUCUGAGCCGCAUCAUAAAAUGUUGGGUCAGUUUUCCUCUCCGCCUUCUAAAACUCACCUGCAGGGAUCCACAGAGGGUGUUUUGAGCACAGGCAUCCAGCACCCAACACCAGGGCUUGGUCAAGAACAUUCGCUGGAGGCUGGAGCAACUGAGGGAGAGCUGCAGACACGGGAACAUGCAGGAACUCCUGUGGAGCUGCAAGACACGGACCAGAGAUCAGUGGAGGGCCGGCGGGACAUGGAGGAGCAGGGUGGUCGGGGGGUGGUUGCAGAGGACCACCGCAGAGGAAUGUGGACGGGGGAGGUACCAGGGUCUGGAUGCAGACAUGUGAUUGGAGCACAGAUGCAGGCAGAUGACAAAAGGGUCCAGGGGAACUCCUUUAAAAUCCCCCAGCAUCUUCAGCAACUAUCCCAGGCAGAGUCCGGAACACAGCGUCCUCAGCAAGCUCCAGACAAACUGAGUAACCUCCACUUUCCUGCCAGUGGUGUUCACACAGAUCUUUUGAACCUGCCAUCGUUGGAAAACAGCCAUUUGUUUACACCCCAGCAGAACUGGGCAAGCAGCACCAUCCACAGCCAACAAACACGGGUCUUAUAUGAACCAGCUUCAAGUGGAAAUAUGAUAGCCAAGGUUAAUUCAUCAGAAACACAAACUGUUUUUGCAAGAACUGAACCAGACCUUCAAAAAAGUCAAAGUUUCUCACAGAAGCAGCUCUCUCUCAGCAGACUCCCCUCUCAGCAAGGAAAUACCACUGUGGGUCAUGACAACACUGCUGUGAGCUGUCAGUCACAUGUAAGUCAUACAUUAACUGCCCCAGGAGGCUUCAGCAACUGUGGCCUCUCGCCUGAAUCCUUCGUGUUUUCCUCUGCAUCGCUGAGCCAGGUUUCUCAAGUCUGCAGAGCUGCUGCUGGGCGAACAGGAGAGGUCCAGCCUGCAGAAAACAGCCAGAGUCGAUCAACACUCUCUGCAUGUCCACUGCCUGGAAAGACCCGGGACAUGACAGACAUGACACCACAGGACAGCAGCAGGGAGAGCACAAGCUGUGGUGGAGUGGAAGGCAACAGCAAACAUCAGUCUGCCUUCCUGACUGGGCUAUUUCAUGGCCUUCAGGCAGCUGAGUGUCUGAGCGCAGUGAGGCCUGUGCAGCAGAGCUGUCAGGACACAGACACCAGCAGCAGUGAUGAUGAAGGAAAGCUCAUCAUUGAGCUGUAGAAGAAACACAAACACACAUCAUAGGACGAGAGGUUUUUCUCAAAAAAAGAACUGAACAGAGGAAAAUCAGAAAAGAACCGCAGGAUAAACACAAAGAAAAAAAAAAGUAUCCUAUUUGUGUUGUUUAUUUUGAGCGUCGAAGAUGAAACUCCUACAAGGGAGGGGCAAAACUAAAAUGUUUCCUAUCAAUAUGAUUUUACUUGUUCAUGGUAAUUUUUUAAAUCAGUAUUGUUUUUGACAUUUUCUGCAUCAAAGUGAAAAAAAGUUAAAGCUUUAAACUCAGUUUUGUGCAGAUUCAAUACAAAUGCCAACACUUCCAUUCUUCCUUGAAGCCACUUUAAAAACUAAAAUAACUGGAGUAAUUUCAGUUCAUCAGGUAACCACUGGGUGGCUUCCUAUACAGCAUAACGAGUUCCCAUUCGCACAACAUUUAGUUUAGUUUGCGAAAAACUAAAUUGGCAAAUAUAGACCAAAAUACAUUGCGUUUGAACAAUUUGUGUGAAAAAAAAGUUUUAAUUUUU
Molecule: messenger RNA, 6501 nt
Organism: Oryzias latipes (Japanese medaka)
Lineage: Eukaryota; Metazoa; Chordata; Actinopteri; Beloniformes; Adrianichthyidae
Gene: znf831
Product: zinc finger protein 831
Source: RefSeq, a predicted model, not a curated record